AUGGAUGGGUUUAAUUUUGCAAAACAGCUGGCAGGAAAGAAUAGCACAGAAGAGGAAAACUUUCUUAAGCAUAUGAAACCAAUUAAAAAGGAAAUUAGUCUUAAAAGAGCCAAAAGACUAGGAAAAUACCUUUACUUAACUGAAGAUAACCUUUUAGUCUCCUUGGUUAUUACUAAAAAUAAACCACGCACUGGCAUAGCCAGUGGUUUAGUAAAUGUGUCUGGUCUUAACCUGUACAUAUUUACCAAUGAAGCAUAACCAGAAUUUAUUUGGAAGAGUUUAAAAAUAUGAAAAUAAUAAAAAUGUA
Nematocida parisii ERTm1 is the source of this 307-nucleotide messenger RNA. RefSeq lists its product as uncharacterized. The record is from RefSeq and is a predicted model, not a curated record. NCBI's taxonomy places the organism in Eukaryota, Fungi, Microsporidia. Bases 1 to 258 code for a protein of 85 amino acids. The transcript has a single exon.